Messenger RNA from Emericellopsis atlantica, 2732 nucleotides. Its product is annotated as LMBR1-like membrane protein-domain-containing protein. Bases 132 to 2243 code for a protein of 703 amino acids. The record is from RefSeq and is a predicted model, not a curated record. Gene Ontology annotation, cellular component: membrane. NCBI's taxonomy places the organism in Eukaryota, Fungi, Ascomycota, Sordariomycetes, Hypocreales, Bionectriaceae. The transcript has 2 exons.
CUUCUGAGCAAGUGCGCGUGCAGGAUUCCCCUGGCUGGCCAGAACAAGAAUGCGGUUCCUCGAAUCCUUCUUCUACAUCAAUCAAACUUCUUCACACCUGCGCGCAUGGCGUGGACAUCAGUACCACUAUCAUGUUGGAAAUUACAAGCAAGAGCUCGCCGAUAGGCUCUACGAUAUUUGCGCUUUGCGCUCUCCUCGUCAUAUCGCUCGUCGUCCUUGGCAUCUUGCGACACUAUCUCCCACUUCGAUCGACCCCUGCCUUCUACCUCGUGCCCAUAUUCUUUGCACUAUGGUUACCAUCAGUGGUAGUAGUUCUCGUCCCGAUCGACCUGGCAUCGAGCGCAAUCACGGACGAUGAUGCUUCCCGCGGCAUGUGGCUUCCCGAGCGAGCCAUUCUCGUCUCCUGGCGCAUCACGUACUGGCUGACAUUUGUCCUGACAUGGUUUCUUCUCCCCAUCCUUGCCGAAUACUCCGACUCGGGCUACCGUGAACCAAGCGCCAAGCUGGCAUACUCCUUACGAUCGAACGCACAGUUCAUGGGUAUGGUCCUGUUGGCCAGUCUGCUCGGCCUCAUCUACGUGGUCAUCUCGUAUGGUUUCAACUUCGCCUCGCUCAAGGGCCUGGUCAUGGCAUUGGGCUAUGUCUACGGCCUGGUUCUCGCCAUCUACCUCAUGGGUCAUGGACUCGUGUCAAUACCCCGCCGCCUGAUUCGCAACGCCAGCAUUACUGGUCGACUUCGCCGUCUACAAACCAAGGCACCACGAUUGUACGAGCGUAUGCAGGAUUCCUUGGUCAAUCUGGAAGAGCUGGAGUAUCAAGUGUCGGAGCUAAGCAGGCGCAAGGUGGGCAGCGCUGCCGACUUCAGGGACUGGAUCGAGGAAUUGCAGGAGAUGGCCGACGUGGGCGAGCACCAUGCGCCACCGACGACAAUCGAUCCCACGUCAAACCGAAUCAUCCCGACCGUGAUCACCGAAAAGUACCUUGCGGACCUGACCCGAAACCUCAUGCGUGCCCGACAUACCCGCUCGCGAUACGUCAGCCAGUGGAACCACAUGAUCCAAGAAGCCGCAGAGACACAGGCUAUCAUCGAUUCUGCAGCCUCGAAGAAGCUGGAUUUCGGCGACGCCGACCCUCACGCGGGCCUGUGGGAGAGGACCAGGAUCCUGACACCGUAUACCCGACACAUGUUGCAUUUUCAAGUGCUGCCCUACGCUCAUGUGCUGCUGGGCCUCUUCCUCGCAGCAUCGUCGGCGUGCAUCGUCUGGUCAGAAGUCAUCAAGGUGGCAUUCCCAAGGCUUUCCGUUAUUCGGUUUACCGUCAUCCACCAUUGGAGCAAGGACAAAGCCGAGGUUGGCUUUGCCGGGCAAUGCAUCGCCUCGUUCUGGAUCUGCUACAUGUGCGCUGCUGCGCUCAUCACCAUGACCGAGGUCAAGACCUGGCGUGGGCGCGCCCUUGUGAAGCGCAACACGGCCUACGAGUCAGCCUUCUGGUACGCUCUGCAAGUUGCGAAGCUUACAGUACCCAUCUCCUACAACUUUAUGACCUUUUUGGUCCGCAGAGUGUACACAAAAACAGUGUUCUACAAGUUCUUUGGUGAGUCCAUCGACUUGACGCCAUUGGGUCGCUGGUUCGACGAUCUGUUGCCUGUUUUCGUCUUGCUUCCCGUCGUUGCCACUUUGUUUGGCGUAUACGGAAAAAUCAAGCGCAUUUUUGUUGGGCUCGAUGUCGUCGAAGAUGAGGAGGAGAAUCUUUCAGCCUUUGGUACGGGAACAUGGCGUGAGGGUCGGGACCUCAUUGAACGUGAGCUACGCGGCAACACAACUGGGCGUCGGCAGGAUGCUUUCACCCGCCUAGCCAGUGCCACCGGCAACCCCAGUCAUUCUGCACCCGUUCUCUCCAUCCCUUCGGCGCGAAGACAAGGCACCUCGCCGGCUCGCUCGCCAGUCCGUCCUGCACUGGCGAGCAAUAGCAACAACGGGCGCGCGGGCCAAUCCUCAAGGACAUCACGUCUCGAAGAACCGGAAGAUGACAAUAUCUUUGCAAUCAUUGGACAUCGCAUGAAGAACACUAUUGACACCAUCGACACCCCCCGGUGGAUGCAAGAUUUCAAGAAACCCAAGUGGAUGGGAGGUAAUGAUGACGCUGAGAGUGGCCCACAGCCACAAGAGCGACCAGGUGGCGGCGAGCGCAACAACUCAGACAUCCGGCGAUGGUUCGGCGGUGAUAGCGGAAUCAGACUGUAAGACUUGCUCCCUUGUAUUUGUUUUUGGACAACAUGUAAUAGCGGGAGGCCCUCUACAACCCUGCAUGGACGGGCCCGGAGUUGCGGAGAACUUGACACACAAACAGCCUUUUUGUAUUCCAUUGUAUAUUUGUUCUACGAGCAUGUGUGUAUUUGACGCUCAUCCUGCCUUUGGCGGCGAGGUGACUGUAUUCCAAGUAUGCGCUUUGCUCAUGGUCCUCUUGCGUAGAUUACGCAUAAUGUCCUUCUCCAUCUGGUCGAUAUUCCGCUCCAAGUCUGCAUCAUCCUUCUUGUGCUGUGCCUCUCGCCUUCUAUCGAACCAGAUCCAUGCAACAACUAUGAAAGCCGUAAUUGGUACCGUGACAGCGAAAUAGAUCCACAAGUCAACCGAGACGGGAGUGGCAUCUUUCGCGCGAUCAUGUUAGUUGAGGUGGUCCACACAGAACUCAUACCCGUGUUGGACUUACCAGCUUCGAAAUUGAAAAAGGAC